This is a messenger RNA of Melanotaenia boesemani (Boeseman's rainbowfish), 8735 nucleotides long. RefSeq names its product HECT domain containing 1 (gene hectd1). The record is from RefSeq and is a predicted model, not a curated record. Lineage: Eukaryota; Metazoa; Chordata; Actinopteri; Atheriniformes; Melanotaeniidae. Gene Ontology annotation, molecular function: ubiquitin protein ligase activity; metal ion binding; protein binding. The coding region runs from base 410 to 8119 and encodes 2569 amino acids. The transcript has 44 exons. Gene Ontology annotation, cellular component: nuclear speck. Gene Ontology annotation, biological process: proteasome-mediated ubiquitin-dependent protein catabolic process; anatomical structure development; protein K63-linked ubiquitination.
UGGCUCAGCUCGCGCACCCAGUCCGGUCUGCUAAGCGUUGUUUGCCGGCCCACCGAACACUGUCACCUCUUGUGACCCCGUCAGAAGAAAUGGGAGUGCCUUGAUUUCUUCCUCUUCGUCGGUAUUACUAAAGGACCCGGAUAACUGCCCAGGGACCUAAAAGAUCGCUGCUCACGCGACAGUCCAACCGUUUCUUUGAGGAAGAAAAACUUCGUCCCGAAGGUGAGAGGAAGCCCCGGGGCCCGUGUCGCUUGUGAAAGUCAUCUUUGACCAACAACAGCCUCCUCGUAAGUGUUGACCUUUCACUCGGUCAGGCUGGUUGGAUGAGUACCAGGCAGCAUCAUACCUGUGAGCAGUGAUCGGGCACUAAGCCAGACGGGGUAGCCAACGGGGAGCCAGGCUAGCCAUCAUGGCGGAUGUGGACCCAGACACCUUGCUUGAGUGGCUGCAGAUGGGUCAGGGGGAUGAGCGUGACAUGCAGCUCAUCGCUCUGGAGCAGCUCUGCAUGCUGCUGCUCAUGUCGGACAACGUUGACCGCUGCUUCGAGACAUGUCCUCCUCGGACCUUCCUGCCAGCGCUCUGUAAGAUCUUCCUGGAUGAGAGCGCUCCGGACAAUGUGCUGGAAGUUACGGCUCGAGCUAUCACCUACUACCUGGAUGUGUCAGCUGAGUGUACACGGAGAAUAGUGGGGGUGGAUGGGGCCAUCAAGGCGCUGUGUAACCGACUAGUGGUGGUGGAGCUCAACAACCGGACCAGCAGAGACCUGGCUGAGCAAUGUGUCAAGGUGCUGGAGCUGAUCUGUACCAGAGAAUCUGGAGCUGUGUUUGAGGCUGGGGGUCUCAACUGUGUGCUGAGUUUCAUCAGAGACAGCGGACACCUGGUCCACAAAGACACUCUGCACUCCGCCAUGGCUGUAGUGUCCCGCCUCUGCAGCAAGAUGGAGCCGCAGGACUCGUCUCUGGAGACCUGCGUGGAGUCUUUGUCCAGUCUCCUUAAACACGAAGACCACCAGGUGUCAGACGGGGCUCUGCGCUGCUUUGCCUCGUUGGCUGAUCGGUUUACUCGACGCGGUGUAGACCCCGCCCCUUUGGCUAAACACGGCCUGACGGAGGAGCUGCUGUCCCGCAUGGCGGCUGCUGGUGGCGCCGUGUCAGGCUCCUCCUCCUGUAAGCCAGGUCGGCCUUCCACAGGCGCUACCCCGUCUGCACCGGACUCCAAACUGAGCAACCAGGUGUCCACCAUCGUCAGCCUCUUAUCCACGCUGUGCAGGGGCUCACCACUGGUCACGCAUGACUUGUUGCGUUCUGCUCUACCUGACUCCAUGGAGUCUGCACUGGGAGGAGAUGAGCGCUGUGUGCUGGACACCAUGAGGCUGGUGGAUCUUCUGCUGGUGCUCCUGUUCGAGGGACGCAAGGCGCUGCCAAAGUCCACUGCAGGGUCAGCGGGCCGGAUCCCAGGGCUGCGCCGCCUGGACAGCUCAGGGGAGAGGUCUCACCGACAGCUCAUCGACUGUAUCCGCAGCAAGGACACAGAUGCGCUGAUAGACGCCAUCGACACUGGAGCUUUUGAGGUGAACUUCAUGGACGACGUUGGACAGACGCUGCUCAACUGGGCCUCUGCUUUCGGCACACAGGAAAUGGUCGAGUUUUUAUGUGAGCGGGGCGCAGAUGUCAACAGAGGUCAGAGGUCAUCCUCACUACACUAUGCUGCCUGUUUUGGACGUCCACAAGUAGCCAAGACUCUGCUGCGACACGGAGCCAACCCAGACCUGAGAGAUGAGGAUGGAAAGACUCCUCUUGACAAAGCCAGAGAGCGAGGACACAGUGAAGUGGUGGCCAUACUGCAGUCUCCUGGAGACUGGAUGUGUCCAGUGAACAAGGGCGAUGACAAGAGGAAGAAGGAUGUGAACAAGGAGGAGGAAGAGGGCAUUGAGCCUAGAGGAGACCCAGAAAUGGCUCCUUUCUACCUGAAGAGGCUCCUUCCUGUUUUUGCACAAACCUUUCAGCAAACCAUGCUGCCUUCUAUUCGGAAAGCCAGUCUGGCUCUAAUCAGGAAGAUGGUUCACUACAGCAGUGAAGUUCUGCUGAGGGAGGUGUGUGACAGUGAGACGGGACAUAACCUGCCAACGGUGCUGGUGGAGAUCACUGCCACUGUUCUCGAUCAGGAGGACGAUGACGACGGUCACCUCCUGGCUUUGCAGAUCAUCAGAGAUCUGGUGGAUAAAGGUGGAGAUGUUUUCCUCGACCAGCUGGCCCGACUGGGAGUGAUCAACAAGGUGUCAACUCUAGCUGGACCAGCAUCUGAUGACGAGAACGAGGACGAAGCAAAGCCUGAGAAGGAGGAGGAGGUGCAGGAAGAUGCUAAAGAAAUCCAGCAGGGGAAGCCAUACCACUGGAGGGACUGGUCCAUCAUCAGAGGCCGGGACUGCCUCUACAUCUGGUCGGAUGCUGCUGCCCUCGAGCUUUCAAACGGCUCUAAUGGCUGGUUUAGGUUCAUCCUGGAUGGGAAGCUCGCGACCAUGUACUCCAGUGGGAGCCCUGAGGGGGGUUCAGACAGCUCAGAGUCUCGCAGCGAGUUCCUGGAAAAGCUGCAGCGGGCAAGGAGUCAGGUGAAACCAGUAACAACCAGUCAGCCCAUCCUGUCCACUGUCGGCCCCACUAAGCUCACCGUAGGGAACUGGUCUCUGACGUGCCUGAAAGAGGGAGAGAUUGCCAUCCACAACUCAGACGGCCAGCAGGCCACCAUCCUGAAGGAGGACCUGCCAGGUUUUGUCUUCGAGUCAAACCGAGGAACUAAACACUCGUUCACUGCAGAGACGUCGCUGGGCUCUGAGUUUGUGACAGGAUGGACUGGGAAGCGAGGCAGAAAGUUGAAAUCCAAACUGGAGAAGACAAAGCAGAAGGUAAAGAGCAUGGCCAGGGAGCUGUAUGACGACCACUUCAAAGCUGUGGAGAGCAUGCCCAGAGGAGUGGUGGUCACUCUGAGGAACAUCUCCACACAGCUGGAGUCUGCCUGGGAGUUGCACAUUAACCGACAGUGUCUAGAAGGGGAGAACACAUGGCGGGACCUGAUGAAAACGGCUCUGGAGAACCUGAUUGUAGUUUUGAAGGAUGAAAACACCAUUUCUCCAUAUGAAAUGUGCAGCAGUGGCCUGGUCCAGGCUUUGUUCACCGUCCUCAGCAAUAGUGUAGAACCUGACAUGAAGCCUGAUUGUAAGCCUUUAAUGGAACGGAUCAAUGUCUUUAAGGCGGCUUUCAGCGAGAAUGAAGACAACGAAAGCCGACCAGCUGUUGCCUUAAUCCGAAAACUGAUAGCAGUCCUGGAGUCAAUCGAGCGUCUACCUCUGCACCUGUAUGACACGCCAGGAUCUUCAUACAACCUGCAGAUCUUGACGAGGCGGCUGCGGUUCCGUCUGGAGCGAGCUCCGGGAGAGACGGCUCUGAUCGACCGGACAGGUCGCAUGCUGAAGAUGGAGCCACUCGCCACUGUGGAGUCUCUGGAGCAGUACCUGCUGAAGAUGGUGGCUAAACAGUGGUAUGACUUUGAGCGCUCAUCCUUUGUUUUUGUGAGGAAACUGAGAGAAGGGCAGACCUUCACCUUCAGGCACCAACACGACUUUGACGAGAACGGGAUCAUCUACUGGGUUGGAACCAACGCCAAGACGGCCUAUGAGUGGGUUAACCCUGCCGCUUACGGCCUGGUGGUGGUGACCUCUUCAGAGGGGCGUAACCUCCCUUAUGGACGGUUGGAGGACAUCCUAAGCCGGGAUAGCUCCGCCCUCAACUGCCACACCAACGAUGACAAGAAUGCUUGGUUCGCUGUUGACCUCGGCCUGUGGGUCAUUCCCUCAGCAUACACACUGAGGCAUGCCAGGGGCUAUGGUCGCUCUGCUCUGAGGAACUGGGUUUUUCAGGUAUCAAAGGAUGGUCAGAACUGGUCCACCCUGUACACCCACAUAGAUGAUGGCAGCCUCAACGAACCCGGUUCAACGGCCACAUGGCCUCUGGACCCAUCCAAAGAGGAGAAGCAGGGCUGGAGACACAUCCGGAUCAAACAGAUGGGAAAGAACGCCAGCGGUCAGACCCAUUACCUGUCUCUGUCUGGACUCGAGCUGUACGGCACCGUCACCGCCGUCUGUGAGGACCAGCUGGGUAAAGCUGUGAAAGAGGCCGAGGCGAACCUUCGCCGCCAGCGCCGCCUCUUCCGUUCCCAGGUCAUGAAGUACAUCGUCCCAGGCGCGCGAGUCGUUCGUGGGAUUGACUGGAAGUGGCGAGACCAGGAUGGAAACCCAGCAGGAGAGGGCACCGUCACCGGGGAGGCUCAUAAUGGCUGGAUUGAUGUAACCUGGGAUGCUGGCGGCUCUAACUCUUACCGUAUGGGCGCUGAAGGGAAGUUUGACCUCAAGCUUGCUCCAGGGUAUGACCCUGAGUCGGCUGCAACAGCGCCAUCACCCAAACCUGUCUCAUCCACUGUUUCAGGUCCCGCCUCCUGCACGGUGGGACCCUCUGUGACACCGGUGGCCAUCGGCGGAACCACCACUGCUUCAUCCUCCUCGUCUUCCACCUCAUCAUCUUCACAGCAGCCUUCUUGGAGUAGCCUGGUGAAAAAUAACUGUCCUGAUAAAGGUGGGGCCAGCUCCUCCAGCAGGAAGGGAAGCAGCAGCUCUGUCUGCAGCGUGGCUUCCUCCUCUGAUAUUAGUCUGAGCUCUGCGGCCGGACUGCCUGGUUUGGGGGGUCUGCAGCUGGAGAGGAAGGCCGAGGGACUGCUUCUUGACCAGGGUGUCGGGGUGGGAGGAGUGAUGGGUGUCGGGUUGGGCUCUGAAGGACAUCAGCAAGAGCCGAUCGUUGUGCUGUCUUCUGCAGCAGAAGGUGGAUCCGGUUCAGCAUCCAGCUCCGGCACGCUCACUGCUGACACGUCUGCAGCUGGAGAUGAGCAUCACCCAACAUCAGGGACGGCCACCACUGACCCUGCGACAGCCAUCUCCAUGGGACUUGUGAGCGUAAGCUCCCCCGACGUCAGCUCCGUGUCCGAGUCUUCCAGCAAGGACACGCACUCCCAGAGGCCUCUGUGCUCUGCAGCAAACACACGGCUGUCUGUCAGCUCCCUGCUGGCCGCCAGCGCUCCCAUGAGCUCCAGCGCCAGCGUUCCAAACCUGUCAUCCCGCGAGGCCAGCCUCAUGGAGUCAUUUGUCCGCCGCGCGCCCAACAUGUCGCGCACCAACGCCACCAACAACAUGAAUCUGAGUCGCAGCAGCAGCGACAACAACACAAACACAUUGGGCAGAAACGUCAUGAGUACCGCAACUUCUCCUCUCAUGGGCGCUCAGAGCUUUCCUAACCUCACCACCACUGGUACUACCUCCACCGUUACCAUGUCAACUUCCAUAGUAACCAGUGGCAAUAAUGUAGCCACGGCUACCACAGGCCUGUCAGUGGGCCAGUUGCUAAGCAACACCCUGACGACGAGCCUGACGUCCACAUCCAGUGAGAGUGACACAGGACAGGAGGCCGAGUUCUCUCUCUAUGACUUCCUGGACAGUUGCCGUGCCAACACACUGUUGGCUGAGCUGGAUGAUGAAGAAGACCUCCCAGAGCCUGAUGAUGAUGAUGAUGAAAAUGAAGAUGACAAUCAGGAGGAUCAGGAGUAUGAGGAGGUCCUGGAGGAGGAGGAGUACGAGACCAAAGGAGGACGCAGGAGGACGUGGGACGACGAUUUUGUCCUAAAGAGGCAGUUCUCUGCUCUGGUCCCUGCUUUCGACCCCCGACCAGGAAGAACCAACGUCCAGCAGACAACCGACUUGGAGAUCCCUACACCUGGAACGCCGCGAUCGGAGGUUCGGGAAGAAGUGGAGUGUGCUCCGUCUCCUCACCUCGUUCUCACUCUGAAGGUGGCUGGACUCGGAACCACCCGGGAGGUUGAGCUUCCACUGUCCAACUACAAGCUGACCAUCUUCUACUACGUGCAGCGGCUUCUGCAGCUCUCCUGCAGCGGAUCUGUAAAGACGGAUAAACUACGGCGGAUCUGGGAGCCCACGUACACGAUCAUGUACAGGGAGCUCAAAGACUCUGAUAAAGAGAAGGAGAGCAGCAAGACGGAGUUCCUCGAACAUGGCGUCGGGGGGCGAUCAGGAGGCCUGAGCCCGACCUCGGUGUCAGGUAAUCAGAGCAGUGAGAUCCUGGGUUGGGCGAGAGAGGCAGCGCAGGCCAAAGCCGGCUGCAGCCAGAAUGCAUGUGGGGUGGAGGACGUCCUGCAGCUGCUGCGCAUCCUGUACAUCAUCGGGAGAGACGCCGCCUCCAGUUCACGCACAUUACAGGAGGAUGUGGACGAGCUGCAGUUCAACGCACCACCGGAGGAGUUCACCAGCAAGAAGAUCACCACCAAGAUCUUGCAGCAGAUCGAGGAACCUCUGGCUCUCGCUAGCGGGGCGCUGCCCGACUGGUGUGAACAGCUCACCUCCAAGUGUCCUUUCCUUAUUCCCUUUGAGACCAGACAGCUGUACUUCACCUGCACUGCCUUUGGGGCCUCCAGGGCGAUCGUGUGGCUCCAGAACCGGCGUGAGGCGACUGUGGAGCGCUCGCGGCCGUCCACCACUGUCCGCCGGGACGAUCCCGGAGAGUUCAGGGUGGGCCGACUCAAACAUGAGAGGGUGAAGGUUCCCAGAGGAGACUCCAUGAUGGAAUGGGCGGAGUCAGUCAUGCAGAUCCACGCCGACAGGAAGUCAGUGCUGGAGGUGGAGUUUCAGGGUGAGGAGGGAACCGGCCUGGGUCCCACUCUGGAGUUUUACGCUCUGGUGGCUGCAGAGUUUCAGAGGACGUCUCUGGGUAUCUGGCUGUGUGACGACGACUUCCCCGAUGACGAGUCGCGACAGGUGGACCUUGGUGGUGGUCUGAAGCGUCCUGGCUACUACGUGCAGCGUUCUUGUGGACUGUUCCCGGCUCCGUUUCCUCAGGACAGCGAGGAGCUGGAAGGAAUCACCAAACUCUUCCACUUCCUGGGAGUAUUUUUGGCCAAGUGCAUCCAGGACAACCGCCUGGUGGACCUGCCUAUCUCUCAGCCCUUCUUCAAGCUGCUCUGCAUGGGGGACAUCAAAUCCAACAUGAGCAAGCUGCUGUACCAGUCUCGCAGCUCCCCGCAGGGCCACGUCCCAGAGCGAGCCCACCUGCAGCCCUUCCUGCUGCUGUCAGAGCUGCAGUCAGAGGCGUCCACUGAGGAGAGUCAGGAGACCUACUCGGUGGGAAGCUUCGAUGAGGACUCAAAGUCUGAGUUCAUCAUGGACCCACCCAAACCUAAACCGCCCGCUUGGUACCACGGCAUCCUGACCUGGGACGACUUCCAGCUGGUCAACCCUCACAGAGCAAGUUUCCUGAAGGAGGUGAAGGAUCUGGCCGUGAAGAGAAGACAGAUUUUAGCCAGCAAGAGUCUGUCUGAGGACGAGAAGAACACGCGACUGCAGGACCUGAUGCUGAGGAACCCCAUGGGCUCCGGACCUCCACUCAGCAUUGAGGACCUCGGGUUAAACUUCCAGUUCUGUCCAUCCUCCAAAGUUCAUGGAUUCUCUGCUGUGGAUCUCAAACCAAAUGGAGAUGAUGAGAUGGUGACCAUGGAGAAUGCAGAGGAAUACGUGGAGCUGAUGCUGGACUUCUGUAUGCACACUGGCAUCCAGAAACAGAUGGAGGCCUUCAAAGAGGGUUUCAAUCGUGUGUUUCCGAUGGAGAAGUUGAGCUCCUUCAGCCAUAAAGAGGUGCAGAUGAUCCUCUGUGGCAACCAGUCACCUUCCUGGACUGCUGAUGACAUCAUCAACUACACUGAACCAAAGCUCGGUUAUACAAGAGACAGCCCCGGCUUCCUGCGCUUUGUCAGAGUUUUAUGUGGGAUGUCUUCUGACGAGAGGAAGGCCUUCCUCCAGUUCACCACCGGCUGCUCCACGCUGCCUCCUGGUGGCCUUGCUAACCUCCACCCUCGCCUCACCAUCGUCAGGAAGGUGGACGCCACAGACUCCAGCUAUCCCUCCGUCAACACCUGUGUCCACUACCUGAAGCUGCCCGAGUAUUCGUCUGAGGACAUCAUGAGGGAGCGUUUGUUAGCCGCCACCAUGGAGAAGGGCUUCCACCUGAACUGACCUCCCACCGCCACACUGAGCAUGCUCCUCAGAUCCUUCUGUCCACAUGGCCGCAGCAGCCGGCCACGUGACGGACAGACAGACGGACUUCCUGCUGCUGGAGGAAGAGUUUAUGUUGCAGAAAUAAGAUGACAGGAAGUUUCUGUCCUCUCCUGGUUUACUCCUUCCCUCGCCUCCUCCCCGGUGACCAGCAGCAUCGUCCGAGCUGCCGUGGGUGUGUUUCCAGCUCCGACGCUGCAGGCUGGUUUGUGUGUGUGCUCCCAUGCUCAUCUCCUCCUCCUCCUCCUGUUCGCUCAGUUUUAGUGCCUGCUUUGACUCAUAGCCCCUGUUUUCAGUUCCUCCUCCUUCUCUUACUUUUCGCUUGUGUGUGUGUGCAGCAGUUUUUGGUUUCUGACCAGAUGAAAAGGUCAAAGUUCAGAGAGCAUCUGAUGAAGCUGUAGAGACAGAAACGCUGGUUGUGUGGCACAUCACAUGAUGAAAACAAAGAAGCUCUGCUCUCCCUGUAUUUUCUUUGUAUAUUAUAAACAUUUAUUUAACUGAAGUUGCAGUUUGAAGUAAACAAAUAUUUUCAAAUGUGUAUGCUCCAAAAAUAAUCAUUAAAAUGUUUGCAAACUAU